Molecule: messenger RNA, 843 nt
Organism: Diospyros lotus (date-plum)
Lineage: Eukaryota; Viridiplantae; Streptophyta; Magnoliopsida; Ericales; Ebenaceae
Exons: 2
Coding region: 1-843 (280 amino acids)
Source: RefSeq, a predicted model, not a curated record
AUGGAAAGCCGUGAAGAAAGGACCCCAUUCUCCAGGGAAAUAGAGCUGGAGCCCAUCCCCUGCAGAUUUAAGGUCCCUAGCAUCCCUCAGUAUAAUGGGGACAACGACCCCUUCGACUACCUGGAUGCUUUCAAUGUCCAGAUGGACCUACAAACCUCCAGCUCAUUGGCCAAAUGCCGAGCUUUCCCUGGGACCCUGAGAGAUAUCCCCCGGGCGUGUCUAAGGAGACUUCACCCUCGCAGCAUUUGUAGUUGGGAGGAAUAUUACAUAGAAAGGUUCAGGCAUGAAGUGAAUAAUGUCAAGAGCCCCUUCGACGAAAGUAUCUUGACUACGAUCUCCGCCGGGCUUCGAAAGGAUGGGAAACUCUACGAAAGUAUUUAUAAGUCCCCGAUGAGGGACCUCGACGAAUUCUAUGAGCGAGCUACGAAGGAGGUCUGGUGGGAAGAGGCAUUCGGCCUGAAAAAGCCGAGUGACCAGAAGAAGGGGUUGGAACACACCAGCCAGAGCAAGAAGAGAGUUGAGGAGGACUCUCGCAAGGAAGGUCGAGGACGAAGCCCCAACGACCAGACGGCCAAAAAGGAGAGGUUCGGGCAGGGAGGUGAACGACCAACACGCCAGGGUUGGUAUGAAAACUACAGUGUCUUAUUUGAUUCCCAAGACAGGAUCUUCGCCACAGAACACAACAAGGAGGAUUUCGGAAGGCCUAACUGCCUAAAGACUCCUGACAAGUACAAAACCAAGAGCAAAUUCUGUGCCUAUCACAACAAAGUGAGGCACGCCACCUUUGAGUGCUGGGCGCUAAGAGAUGCAAUCGAAGAGCUGAUCAGGAGGUCGGUUGCAUGA